AUGCACACGCCAACAACUGCUUCAUUUUCUACCCGACAAAUUCGCCAUCAAAACACCGCUAAGAGAAACUCUUUUCAUCAACAAAACUUGGAACCCAGAUCAUCAAUAACAUCAACACCUCUCCUCUUCUCUUCAAUCGCUACAGCCACUACAACCACUUCAACAUCAACACUCCCGGCCCAUCUACUUGGCACUAAUUUAUCUUCAGCAAUACCAGGCAUCAAACUAUUCGACACCACAGGAUUACUCAUAAUCUCACACAUCAAAUAUGCAGCUCCCUCCUGGUCUGUCGCUUCAACUAUCUACCUGCAUCACAUCCUACAUCGUGUCAUCAAUCUCGUGUGGUCCCAGAAAACUGGAGAUGGCAUCAUCCUGUUCUACAUAAGCAACCAUAGCUCUUUCUCGCCUCUCGGAUUGACCUUAAGUUGGUUGGACUUGACCACGCAGUCACUCAAGGCAGACCUAGAUACGUCAAAUGGAACAUUGGAAUAA
This is a messenger RNA of Helobdella robusta, 492 nucleotides long. RefSeq lists its product as hypothetical. The transcript is spliced from 4 exons. The coding region runs from base 1 to 492 and encodes 163 amino acids. The record is from RefSeq and is a predicted model, not a curated record. NCBI's taxonomy places the organism in Eukaryota, Metazoa, Annelida, Clitellata, Rhynchobdellida, Glossiphoniidae.